This is a messenger RNA of Closterium sp. NIES-65, 11304 nucleotides long. NCBI's taxonomy places the organism in Eukaryota, Viridiplantae, Streptophyta, Zygnematophyceae, Desmidiales, Closteriaceae. The record is from the annotation of a GenBank genome assembly.
GACGUGGACGUGGUCGUGGACGUGGACGUGGACGUGGACGUUGUCGUGGACGUUGUCGUGGACGUGGACGUGGACGUGGACGUGGUCGUGGUCGUGGACGUGGACGUGGACGUGGUCGUGGUCGUGGACGUGGACGUGGACGUGGACGUGGUGGUGGACGUGGACGUGGACGUGGACGUGGACGUGGACGUGGACGUGGACGUGGACGUGGACGUGGUGGUGGACGUGCUGGACGUGGACGUGGUCGUGGACGUGGACGUGGACGUGGUGGACGUGGAUGUGAACGUGGACGUGGACGUGGACGUGGACGUGGUCGUGGACGUGGACGUGAGCCUGGACGUGGACGUGGACGUGGUGGACGUGGACGUGGUCGUGGACGUGGACGUGGUCGUGGACGUGGUCGUGGACGUGGACGUGGUCGUGGACGUGGACGUGGACGUGGACCUGGACGUGGACGUGGACCUGGACGUGGACGUGGGCGUGGACGUGGACGUGGACGUGGGCGUCGACGUGGACGUGGACGUGGGCGUGGGCGUGGGCGUGGGCGUGGACGUGGUCGUGGACGUGGACGUGGACGUGGUCGUGGUCGUGGACGUGGACGUGGGCGUGGACGGUGGGCGUGGGCGUGGACGUGGGCGUGGGCGUGGGCGUGGGCGUGGACGUGGGCGUGGACGUGGACGUGGGCGUGGACGUGGACGUGGUCGUGGACGUGGACGUGGUCGUGGACGUGGACGUGGACGCGGUCCGGUCGUGGACGCGGUCGUGGACGCGGACAUGGUCGUGGACGUGGACGUGGACGUGGACGUGGUGGACGCGGUCGUGGACGUGGACGGGAACGUGGUCGUGGACGUGGACGUGGACGUGGUGGACGCGGACGUGGACGUGGUGGACGCGGUCGUGGGCGUGGACGCGGACGUGGUCGUGGACGUGGACGUGGACGUGGUGGACGCGGUCGUGGACGUGGACGCGGACGUGGUCGUGGACGUGGACGUGGUGGACGCGGUCGUGGACGUGGAUGCGGACGUGGUCGUGGACGUGGACGUGGACGUGGACGUGGUGGACGUGGACGUGGAUGUGGACGUGGUGGACGUGGACGUGGACGUGGUCAUGGACGGCGACGUCGACGUCAACGUGGACGUGGACGUGGACGUGGUCGUGGAGGACUUGGACGUGGUCGUGGACGUGGAUGUGGACGUGGUCGUGGACGUGGACGUUGUCGUGGACGUGGACGUGGACGUGGAGAUGGACGACUUGGACGUGGUCGUGGACGCGGACGUGGACGUGGACGUGGUCGUGGUUGUGGACGUGGACGCGGACGUGGUCGUGGACGUGGACGUGGACAUGGAAGUGGACGUGGACGUAGACGAGGACGUGGACGUGGAAGUGGACGUGGACGUAGACGAGGACGUGGACGUGGAAGUGGACGUGGACGAUGACGAGGACAUGGACGUGGACGUGGACAUGGACGAUGACGUGGAGGUGGACGUGGUCGUGGACGUGGUGGACGUGGACGUGGACGUGAACGUCGACGUGAACGUGGUGGUGGACGUGGAGGACGUGGACGUGUACGUGGACGUGGACGUGGACGUGGACGUGGUCGUGGACGUGGAGGACGUGGACGUGGACGUGGACGUGGACGUGGAGGUGGUCGUGGACGUGGUUGAGGACGUGGACGUGGAUGUGGUCGUGGACGUGGACGUGGACGUGGACGUGGUCGUGGACGUGGACGUGGACUUGGACGUGGACGUGGACUUGGACGUAGACGUGGUUGUGGAAGUGGACGUGGACGUGGACGUGGACGUGGUCGUGGACGUGGACGUGGACUUGGACGUAGACGUGGUCGUGGACGUGGACGUGGACGUGGACGUGGACGUGGUCGUGGACGUGGACGUGGACUUGGACGUAGACAUGGACGUGGACGUGCACGUGCACCUGGACGUGGAGCUGGUCGUGGACGUGGACGUGGACGUGGACUUGGACAUGGACGUGGACGUGGACGUGGUCCUGGACGUGGACGUGGACGUGGACGUGGACGUGGUCGUGGACGUGGACGUGGACGUCGACGUGGACGUGUACGUGGACGUGGUCGUGGACGUGGACGUGGUCGUGGACGUGGAGGACUUGGACGUGUUGGUGGACGUGGACGUGGUCGUGGACGUGGUCGUGGACGUGGACGUGGACGUGGACGUGGACGUGGACGUGGUCGUGGACGUGGACGUGGACGUGGUCGUGGACGUGCACUUGGACGUGGACGUGGACGUGGACGUGGACGUGGACGUGGACGUGGACAUGGUCGUGGACGUGGACGUGGUCGUGGACGUGGACGUGGUCGUGGACGUGGACAUGGUCGUGGAGGACGUGGACGUGGACGUGGACGUGGUCGACGUGGACGUGGUCGUGGACGUAGACGUGGACGUGGACGUUGUCGUGGACGUUGUCGUGGACGUGGACGUGGACGUGGACGUGGACGUGGUCGUGGUCGUGGACGUGGACGUGGACGUGGUCGUGGUCGUGGACGUGGACGUGGACGUGGACGUGGUGGUGGACGUGGACGUGGACGUGGACGUGGACGUGGACGUGGACGUGGACGUGGACGUGGACGUGGACGUGGACGUGGUGGUGGACGUGCUGGACGUGGACGUGGUCGUGGACGUGGACGUGGACGUGGUGGACGUGGAUGUGAACGUGGACGUGGACGUGGACGUGGACGUGGUCGUGGACGUGGACGUGAGCCUGGACGUGGACGUGGACGUGGUGGACGUGGACGUGGUCGUGGACGUGGACGUGGUCGUGGACGUGGUCGUGGACUUGGACGUAGACGUGGUCGUGGACGUGGACGUGGACGUGGACGUGGACGUGGUCGUGGACGUGGACGUGGACUUGGACAUAGACAUGGACGUGGACGUGGACGUGCACGUGCACCUGGACGUGGAGCUGGUCGUGGACGUGGACGUGGACGUGGACUUGGACGUGGACGUGGACGUGGACGUGGUCCUGGACGUGGACGUGGACGUGGACGUGGACGUGGUCGUGGACGUGGACGUGGACGUCGACGUGGACGUGUACGUGGACGUGGUCGUGGACGUGGACGUGGUCGUGGACGUGGAGGACUUGGACGUGUUGGUGGACGUGGACGUGGUCGUGGACGUGGUCGUGGACGUGGACGUGGACGUGGACGUGGACGUGGUCGUGGACGUGGACGUGGACGUGGUCGUGGACGUGCACUUGGACGUGGACGUGGACGUGGACGUGGACGUGGACGUGGACGUGGACGUGGUCGUGGACGUGGACGUGGACGUGGUCGUGGACGUGGUCGUGGACGUGGACAUGGUCGUGGAGGACGUGGACGUGGACGUGGUCGACGUGGACGUGGUCGUGGACGUGGACGUGGACGUGGAUGUUGUCGUGGACGUUGUCGUGGACGUGGACGUGGACGUGGACGUGGUCGUGGUCGUGGACGUGGACGUGGACGUGGUCGUGGUCGUGGACGUGGACGUGGACGUGGUGGUGGACGUGGACGUGGACGUGGACGUGGACGUGGACGUGGACGUGGUGGUGGACGUGCUGGACGUGGACGUGGUCGUGGACGUGGACGUGGACGUGGUGGACGUGGAUGUGAACGUGGACGUGGACGUGGACGUGGACGUGGUCGUGGACGUGGACGUGAGCCUGGACGUGGACGUGGACGUGGUGGACGUGGACGUGGUCGUGGACGUGGACGUGGUCGUGGACGUGGUCGUGGACGUGGACGUGGUCGUGGACGUGGACGUGGACGUGGACCUGGACGUGGACGUGGACCUGGACGUGGACGUGGGCGUGGACGUGGACGUGGACGUGGGCGUCGACGUGGACGUGGACGUGGGCGUGGGCGUGGGCGUGGGCGUGGACGUGGUCGUGGACGUGGACGUGGACGUGGUCGUGGUCGUGGACGUGGACGUGGGCGUGGACGGUGGGCGUGGGCGUGGACGUAAGCGUGGGCGUGGGCGUGGGCGUGGACGUGGGCGUGGACGUGGACGUGGGCGUGGACGUGGACGUGGUCGUGGACGUGGACGUGGUCGUGGACGUGGACGUGGACGCGGUCCGGUCGUGGACGCGGUCGUGGACGCGGACAUGGUCGUGGACGUGGACGUGGACGUGGACGUGGUGGACGCGGUCGUGGACGUGGACGGGAACGUGGUCGUGGACGUGGACGUGGACGUGGUGGACGCGGACGUGGACGUGGUGGACGCGGUCGUGGGCGUGGACGCGGACGUGGUCGUGGACGUGGACGUGGACGUGGUGGACGCGGUCGUGGACGUGGACGCGGACGUGGUCGUGGACGUGGACGUGGUGGACGCGGUCGUGGACGUGGAUGCGGACGUGGUCGUGGACGUGGACGUGGACGUGGACGUGGUGGACGUGGACGUGGAUGUGGACGUGGUGGACGUGGACGUGGACGUGGUCAUGGACGGCGACGUCGACGUCAACGUGGACGUGGACGUGGACGUGGACGUGGUCGUGGAGGACUUGGACGUGGUCGUGGACGUGGAUGUGGACGUGGUCGUGGACGUGGACGUUGUCGUGGACGUGGACGUGGACGUGGAGAUGGACGACUUGGACGUGGUCGUGGACGCGGACGUGGACGUGGACGUGGUCGUGGUUGUGGACGUGGACGCGGACGUGGUCGUGGACGUGGACGUGGACAUGGAAGUGGACGUGGACGUAGACGAGGACGUGGACGUGGAAGUGGACGUGGACGUAGACGAGGACGUGGACGUGGAAGUGGACGUGGACGAUGACGAGGACAUGGACGUGGACGUGGACAUGGACGAUGACGUGGAGGUGGACGUGGUCGUGGACGUGGUGGACGUGGACGUGGACGUGGACGUGAACGUCGACGUGAACGUGGUGGUGGACGUGGAGGACGUGGACGUGUACGUGGACGUGGACGUGGACGUGGACGUGGUCGUGGACGUGGAGGACGUGGACGUGGACGUGGACGUGGACGUGGAGGUGGUCGUGGACGUGGUUGAGGACGUGGACGUGGAUGUGGUCGUGGACGUGGACGUGGACGUGGACGUGGACGUGGUCGUGGACGUGGACGUGGACUUGGACGUGGACGUGGACUUGGACGUAGACGUGGUCGUGGAAGUGGACGUGGACGUGGACGUGGACGUGGUCGUGGACGUGGACGUGGACUUGGACGUAGACGUGGUCGUGGACGUGGACGUGGACGUGGACGUGGACGUGGUCGUGGACGUGGACGUGGACUUGGACGUAGACAUGGACGUGGACGUGCACGUGCACCUGGACGUGGAGCUGGUCGUGGACGUGGACGUGGACGUGGACUUGGACGUGGACGUGGACGUGGACGUGGUCCUGGACGUGGACGUGGACGUGGACGUGGACGUGGUCGUGGACGUGGACGUGGACGUCGACGUGGACGUGUACGUGGACGUGGUCGUGGACGUGGACGUGGUCGUGGACGUGGAGGACUUGGACGUGUUGGUGGACGUGGACGUGGUCGUGGACGUGGUCGUGGACGUGGACGUGGACGUGGACGUGGACGUGGACGUGGUCGUGGACGUGGACGUGGACGUGGUCGUGGACGUGCACUUGGACGUGGACGUGGACGUGGACGUGGACGUGGACGUGGACGUGGACGUGGUCGUGGACGUGGACGUGGUCGUGGACGUGGACGUGGUCGUGGACGUGGACAUGGUCGUGGAGGACGUGGACGUGGACGUGGACGUGGUCGACGUGGACGUGGUCGUGGACGUGGACGUGGACGUGGACGUUGUCGUGGACGUUGUCGUGGACGUGGACGUGGACGUGGACGUGGACGUGGUCGUGGUCGUGGACGUGGACGUGGACGUGGUCGUGGUCGUGGACGUGGACGUGGACGUGGACGUGGUGGUGGACGUGGACGUGGACGUGGACGUGGACGUGGACGUGGACGUGGACGUGGACGUGGUGGUGGACGUGCUGGACGUGGACGUGGUCGUGGACGUGGACGUGGACGUGGUGGACGUGGAUGUGAACGUGGACGUGGACGUCGACGUGGACGUGGUCGUGGACGUGGACGUGAGCCUGGACGUGGACGUGGACGUGGUGGACGUGGACGUGGUCGUGGACGUGGACGUGGUCGUGGACGUGGUCGUGGACGUGGACGUGGUCGUGGACGUGGACGUGGACGUGGACCUGGACGUGGACGUGGACCUGGACGUGGACCUGGGCGUGGACGUGGACGUGGACGUGGGCGUCGACGUGGACGUGGACGUGGGCGUGGGCGUGGGCGUGGACGUGGUCGUGGACGUGGACGUGGACGUGGUCGUGGUCGUGGACGUGGACGUGGGCGUGGACGACGCGGUCGUGGACGUGGACGGGAACGUCGUCGUGGACGUGGACGUGGACGUGGUGGACGCGGACGUGGACGUGGUGGACGCGGUCGUGGGCGUGGACGCGGACGCGGUCGUGGACGUGGACGUGGACGUGGUGGACGCGGUCGUGGACGUGGACGCGGACGCGGUCGUGGACGUGGACGCGGACGUGGUCGUGGACGUGGACGUGGUGGACGCGGUCGUGGACGUGGAUGCGGACGUGGUCGUGGACGUGGACGUGGACGUGGACGUGGACGUGGUGGACGUGGACGUGGAUGUGGACGUGGUGGACGUGGACGUGGACGUGGUCAUGGACGUCGACGUCGACGUCAACGUGGACGUGGACGUGGACGUGGACGUGGUCGUGGAGGACUUGGACGUGGUCGUGGACGUGGAUGUGGACGUGGUCGUGGACGUGGACGUUGUCGUGGACGUGGACGUGGACGUGGAGAUGGACGACUUGGACGUGGUCGUGGACGCGGACGUGGACGUGGACGUGGUCGUGGUUGUGGACGUGGACGCGGACGUGGUCGUGGACGUGGACGUGGACAUGGAAGUGGACGUGGACGUAGACGAGGACGUGGACGUGGAAGUGGACGUGGACGUAGACGAGGACGUGGACGUGGAAGUGGACGUGGACGAUGACGAGGACAUGGACGUGGAUGUGGACAUGGACGAUGACGUGGAGGUGGACGUGGUCGUGGACGUGGUGGACGUGGACGUGGACGUGGACGUGAACGUCGACGUGAACGUGGUGGUGGACGUGGAGGACGUGGACGUGUACGUGGACGUGGACGUGGACGUGGACGUGGUCGUGGACGUGGAGGACGUGGACGUGGACGUGGACGUGGACGUGGAGGUGGUCGUGGACGUGGUUGAGGACGUGGACGUGGAUGUGGUCGUGGACGUGGACGUGGACGUGGACGUGGCCGUGGUCGUGGAUGUGGUCGUGGACGUGGAGGACUUGGAUGUGGUCGUGGACGUGGACGUGGUCGUGGACGUGGACGUGGGCGUGGACGUGGACGAGAACGUGGUCGUGGACGUGGACGUGGACGUGGACGUGGUCGUGGACGGGGACGUGGACGUGGAGGUGGACGUGGUCGUGGACGUGGUGGACGCGGACGUGGACGUGGACAUGGACGAUGACGUGGAGGUGGACGUGGUCGUGGACGUGGUGGACGUGGACGUGGACGUGGACGUGAACGUCGACGUGAACGUGGUGGUGGACGUGGAGGACGUGGACGUGUACGUGGACAUGGUCGUGGACGUGGAGGACGUGGACGUGGACGUGGACGUGGACGUGGACGUGGUCGUGGACGUGGUCGUGGACGUGGACGUGGACGUGGACGUGGUCGUGGUCGUGGACGUGGACGUGGACGUGGACGUGGUCGUGGACGUGGUCGUGGACGUGGACGUGGACGUGGACGUGGACGUGGUCGUGGACGUGGACGUGGAGGACGUGGACGUGGUCGUGGACGUGGUCGUGGACGUGGACGUGGACGUGGACGUGGAGGACGUGGACGUGGAGGACGUGGACGUGGUCGUGGACGUGCACGUGGUCGUGGACGUGCACGUGGACGUGGACGUGGACGUGGUCGUGGACGUGGACGUGGACGUGGACGUGGUCGUGGACGUGGACGUGGACGUGGACGUGGACGUGGACGUGGUCGUGGACGUGGACGUGGACUUGGACGUAGACAUGGACGUGGACGUGGACGUGCACGUGCACCUGGACGUGGAGCUGGUCGUGGACGUGGACGUGGACGUGGACUUGGACGUGGACGUGGACGUGGACGUGGUCCUGGACGUGGACGUGGACGUGGACGUGGUCGUGGACGUGGACGUCGACGUGGACGUGUACGUGGACGUGGUCGUGGACGUGGACGUGGUCGUGGACGUGGAGGACUUGGACGUGUUGGUGGACGUGGACGUGGUCGUGGACGUGGUCGUGGACGUGGACGUGGACGUGGUCGUGGACGUGGACGUGGACGUGGUCGUGGACGUGGACGUGGACGUGGUCGUGGACGUGCACUUGGACGUGGACGUGGACGUGGACAUGGACGUGGACGUGGACUUGGACGUGGACGUGGACGUGGACGUGGUCGUGGACGUGGACGUGGACGUGGUCGUGGACGUGGUCGUGGACGUGGACAUGGUCGUGGAGGACGUGGACGUGGACGUGGACGUGGUCGACGUGGACGUGGUCGUGGACGUGGACGUGGACGUGGACGUUGUCGUGGACGUUGUCGUGGACGUGGACGUGGACGUGGACGUGGACGUGGACGUGGACGUGGACGUGGUCGUGGUCGUGGACGUGGACGUGGACGUGGUCGUGGUCGUGGACGUGGACGUGGACGUGGACGUGGUGGUGGAUGUGGACGUGGACGUGGACGUGGACGUGGACGUGGACGUGGACGUGGACGUGGUGGUGGACGUGCUGGACGUGGACGUGGUCGUGGACGUGGACGUGGACGUGGUGGACGUGGAUGUGAACGUGGACGUGGACGUGGACGUGGACGUGGUCGUGGACGUGGACGUGAACCUGGACGUGGACGUGAACGUGGACGUGGACGUGGACGUGGACGUUGACGUGGACGUGGACGUUGACGUGGACGUGGACCUGGACGUGGACGUGGGCGUGGACCUGGACGUGGACGUGAACAUGGGCGUGGACGUGGGCGUGGACGUGGACGAGGACGUGGACGUGGGCGUGGACGUGGGCGUGGACGUGGACGUGGUCGUGGACGUGGACGCGGACGUGGACGUGGACGUGGUCAUGGACGUGGACUUGGAAGGCAACUUUGACUUGGACGUGGACGUGGACGAGGACGUGGUCGUGGACGUGGACGUGGUCGUGGACGUGGAUGUGGUCGUGGUCGUGGACGUGGACGUGGACGUGGUCGUGGACGUGGACGUGGUCGUGGUCGUGGACGUGGACGUGGACGUGGACGUGGACGUGGUCGUGGAUGUGGACGUGGACAGGGACGUGGACGUGGACGUGGACGUGGUCAUGGUUAUGGACGUGGACGUGGACGUGGACGUGGACGUGGUGGACGUGGACGUGGUCGUGGACGUGGACAUGGUGGACGUGGACGUGGACGUGGACGUGGUCGUGGACGUGGACGUGGUGGACGUUGACGUGGACGUGGACGUGGACGUGGUCGUGGACGUGGACGUGGUCGUGGACGUGGACGUGAACCUGGACAUGGACGUGGACGUGGACGUGGACGUGGACGUAAACGUGGACGUGGGCGAAGACGUGGACGUGGACGUGGUCGUGGACGUGGACGUAGACGUGGACGUGGACGUAGACGCGGACGUGGUCGUGGACGUGGACGUGUACAUGGACGUGAACGUGGACGUGGACGUGGACGUGGAAGUGGACGUGGACGUGGACGUGGACGUGUACAUGGACGUGAACGUGGACGUGGACGUGGACGUGGAAGUGGACGUGGACGUGGACGUGGACGUGGACGUGUACAUGGACGUGAACGUGGACGUGGACGUGGACGUGGAAGUGGACGUGGAUGUGGACGUGGACGUGGACGUGGACGUGAACGUGGUCGUGGACGUGGACGUGGUCGUGGUCGUGGACGUGGUCGUGGACGUGGACGUGGACGUGGACGUGGUCGUGGACGUGGACGUGGACGUGGUCGUGGACGUGGACGUGGACGUGGACGUGGACGUGGACGUGGUCGUGGACGUGGACGUGGACGUGGUCGUGGACGUGGACGUGGACGUGGUCUUGGAGGUGGACGUGGACGUGGACGCGGUCGUGGACGUGGACGUGGACUUGGUGGACGUGGACGUGGACGUGGACGUGGUCGUGGAUGUGGACGUGGACAGGGACGUGGACGUGGACGUGGUCAUGGUCAUGGACGUGGACGUGGACGUGGUCGUGGACGUGGACGUGGUCCUGGACGUGGACGUGGACGUGGUGGACGCGGACGUGGUCGUGGACGUGGACGUGGUGGACGUGGACGUGGACGUGGACGUGGUCGUGGACGUGGACGUGGUGGACGUUGACGUGGACGUGGACGUGGUGGUGGACGUGGACGUGGACGUGGACGUGGUCGUGGACGUGGACGUGGUGGACGUUGACGUGGACGUGGACGUGGUCGUGGACGUGGAAGUGGUCGUGGACGUGGACGUGAACCUGGACAUGGACGUGGACGUGGACGUGGACGUGGACGUAAACGUGGACGUGGGCGAAGACGUGGACGUGGACAUGGACGUGGACGUGGACGUGGUCGUGGGCGUUGACGUGUACGUGGACGUGGACGUGGACGUGGACGCGGACAUGGUCGUGGGCGUGGGCGUGGACGUGUACGUGGACGUGGACGUGUACGUGGACGUGAACAUGGACGUGGACGUGGACGUGGACGUGGACGUGGACGUGGACGUGGACGUGGUCGUGGACGUGGACGUGGACGUGGACGUGGACGUGGACGUGGACGUGAACGUGGUCGUGGACGUGGACGUGGUCGUGGACGUGGUCGUGGACGUGGACGUGGACGUGGACGUGGACGUGGUCGUGGACGUGGACGUGGACGUGGACGUGGUCGUAAACGUGGACGUGGACGUGGUCGUGGACGUGGACGUGGACGUGGACGUGGUCGUGGACGUGGACGUGGACGUGGUCGUGGACGUGGACGUGGACGUGGUCUUGGAGGUGGACGUGGACGUGGUCUUGGAGGUGGACGUGGACGUGGACGCGGUCGUGGACGUGGACGUGGACGUUGUGGACGUGGACGUGGUGGACGUGGACGUGGACGUGGUCGUGGACGUGGUCGUGGACGUGGACGUGGACGUGUUACGCUUGCAAAAUACAAAGCCCAUUCCACAUCUCCAUUUCCUUCCGUUGCCUCCCCUCCCCCCCUCCCUCGUCCCCCCUCUCUUCACUGUUCCGACCCGUUUUCUGCCUCUGGCCGUUUUCUUUCGGUGA